Sphenostylis stenocarpa is the source of this 1848-nucleotide messenger RNA. Lineage: Eukaryota; Viridiplantae; Streptophyta; Magnoliopsida; Fabales; Fabaceae. The record is from the annotation of a GenBank genome assembly.
AUGACAAGAACUUUCUCUUUGCGAGACCAUUUAGCAGUGAAUCAAUCUAUCCAAGCCAGUGAGACUUUGGUUUCAGCUGGUGGAAUUGUUGAAAUGGGUUUCUUCAGUCCCAGAAACUCAACAAGACGAUACUUGGGUCUAUGGUACAGAAACGUAUCCCCUUUCUCAGUGGUUUGGGUGGCUAACCGAAACACACCUCUUGAGAGUAACUCGGGAGUUCUCAAACUCAAUGAAAAAGGGAUUCUUGUGCUUCUCAAUGGCGCAAAUAAAACCAUUUGGUCGUCCAAUAUAUCAGACACUGCAGUGAGUAACCCAAUUGCACAGCUUUUAGAUUCGGGGAAUCUGAUAGUGAAAAGUGGAUGGGAAACCAACAACGAGAACUUUUUAUGGCAGAGUUUUGACCAUCUAUGUGAUACAUUUCUGGCAGGAAUGAAACUUGGAUGGAACUUAGAAACUGGUCUAGAAAGGUUUUUACUAUCUUGGAAAAGUGUUGAUGAUCCUUCUGAGGGAGAAUAUAGUAUGAAAAUCGACCUUAGAGGAUUUCCUCAAGCAGUUAUACUUGAUGGAUUUGAGAUAAAGAUAAGAGUAGGGUCAUGGAAUGGCCAGUCUUGGGCUGGAUAUCCUGUUUCAAGUCCUGGAAGUUCACAAACAUUUGUGUUCAAUGAAAAAGAGGUGUAUUAUGAGUUCGGGCAUGUUGAUAGUUCGGUCUACACCGUACUUACAAUGAACCCGUUAGGUGCUUCACAGAGAAUUUUUUGGACAACUCAAACAAGAACCAGGCAAGUGAUCUCAUCUGGGGAGGAAGAUCAAUGUGAGAAUUAUGCCUUUUGUGGGGCUAAUGCUGUAUGCAGUUAUGAUGGUAACCAUCCAAGCUGCGAAUGCGUGAAAGGAUAUGUUCCCAAGAAUCCUCAAUACUGGAAUUUAUCAGUUUGGUCUGAUGGUUGUGCUCCAAGAAAUAAAUCUAAUUGCAAAAACAGUUCUACAUAUGGCUUCUUAAAGUACACAGACAUGAAAUUGCCAGACACAUCUUCAUCAUGGUUUAGUAGGACAAUGAACCUUGAGGAUUGUCAGAAGCAGUGUCUGGAAAACUGUUCUUGUGUAGCUUGUGCUAAUUUAGAUGUUCGUGGUGGAGGAAGUGGCUGUCUACUUUGGUUUAAUAGUCUGGUUGACUUGAGAAAAUUCUCUCAAUGGGGACAAGACCUUUAUAUCAAAGUCCCUACUUCAGAGCUAGAUUAUGUUGCAGCUGAAGCUCGCCGUAGAAAUGUCAAGAAAAAAAUAGUAGGAAUCACUGUUGGUGCAACUAUUUUUGGAAUCAUCAUCACAUGUGUAUGCAUCUUGAUAAUUAAAAAUCCAGGGGCUGCAAGAAAAUUUUAUAUCAAGCAUUACAAAAAUAUACAAACAAUGGAAGUCAUGGAUUUACCAACUUUUGAUUUCUCAGUCUUAUCUAAUGCCACUAGAAACUUUUCGACCGAAAACAAACUUGGAGAAGGAGGCUUUGGACCAGUAUACAAGGCCACACUGGUAGAUGGGAGAGAGCUAGCUGUGAAAAGGCUUUCAAAGAUGUCUGGACAAGGGUUGGAUGAGUUUAAAAAUGAAGUCGCAUUGAUUGCCAAACUUCAGCACCGCAAUCUUGUAAAACUUCUUGGUUGCUGCAUUGAAGGAGAAGAGAAAAUGUUGAUUUAUGAAUACAUGCCCAAUCAAAGUUUGGACUACUUUGUUUUUGGUCGAGCCCUUACGAUCUAUUCUAAUUUCACAUGGCAAUCUUCUUAUGUUUUUUUGUUUAUGAUUAAUGAAAUUAUGGAAACUGCAACUGCUAUGCUCAUUACGUGUUUGUAUUUGACUAGAUAA